AAGUAGCUUUUUUUUUAAAAAAAAAUUGCCUAAUUUUUAAUGGUCCUAAUUUUGCUUGCCUUCUAAAGGAAAGUAUAUUUGAAUUCAAUUUUGGCAAAAAAUUUUGAUCUCUACGAAUGGGAAUUCCAUUUUUUAUUGCUAGCACACCUGCUAUGUCGGCCAUUGCUGUAAUUUCCUGAAAGCUCGGUGGCGUGUUCCCGAAAUUCCGCUUUCAGUCAAAGUUUUACCACCAUGGCUGAGCCGGACAUGGAUAAUAAAGCCGUCAAAGAAGUUUCCGACUACGUUUCUAGACGGAAACUAGUCAUCGAUGGAGAGGGACACCUCAAAGGACGCUUGGCCUCAGUUGUGGCCAAAGCUCUUCUUCUAGGUCGAGUGGUUGUUGUUUACAACUGUGACAAAAUCUGUAUCACAGGAAAGUUUAAGAGGAGUAAACUGAAAUGGUUCAAAUUUUGGGGUCAGAGGUGUAAUGUCAACCCAGCCAGAGGUCCAUUCCACUACAGAGCUCCAAAAGCUAUUUUCUACCGAUGCGUCAGAGGUAUGGUGCCACGUAAAACGCUGCGUGGACGUAAAGCCAUCCGAAACCUGAAAGUUUAUGAAGGUAUUCCACCUAAGUAUGCCAAGACCACAUCUUUGGUUGUUCCCUGUGCUAUGAGGGUACUUAAUUGCAGACCUGACUACAAAUGGCACACAAUUGGAAAACUUUCCUCUGAUGUUGGUUGGAAGUAUGGUCCUGUCAUCAACAAGUUGAAUAGGAAACGCGAAGAGAAGGAGAGAAUUGCUCUUAAGAAGAAACUGAAGAUUAAGCAACUCAAGUACAUUUCCCGCGUCCAGACACGUCGCGAUACUUCCAAAUUGGAGAAAAAGAUCCGCAAAACAAUUAAUCAAGCACACUUCAAAACUUUUGACCAAGGCUACACACUGAAACCAGCCGCUAAGCCCAAACCCAAGAAGACAAAAGCAUCGAAAGCUGCUCCAAAAAUAGCAGCAAAAUAGAGCUCUGACUUUGUUAUCUAUCUUUAAGUUUUAUAACUUUGAUCCAUAAAAUUUUGUAAAUUAUUUCAA
Bemisia tabaci is the source of this 1062-nucleotide messenger RNA. It is a transcript of the gene RpL13A, whose product is annotated as ribosomal protein L13A. Lineage: Eukaryota; Metazoa; Arthropoda; Insecta; Hemiptera; Aleyrodidae. The record is from RefSeq and is a predicted model, not a curated record. Gene Ontology annotation, molecular function: mRNA binding; structural constituent of ribosome. Gene Ontology annotation, cellular component: cytosolic large ribosomal subunit; ribosome. Gene Ontology annotation, biological process: negative regulation of translation; translation.